AAAUAUUAGCAGAAUGAACGUAUAGAGAUUAUACCAUUUCGUCGCAGACUUGUCUGAAGUCUGUGGAAGAAGAGAAGAAUUUUCUUAUUAGGAUUUCCAAAAUGGGACAUAAAGUACUCGCCGUAUUCUUCACCUUAAUCUGUGCACCAGGUCUUUAUGCAGUGUUCCUGGUUCCAUCAAAAAACCCUGUGGCUGUUGGGACCAAUGUCACUAUAAAAGUGAAUGACACUGGGAUCAUUACAGUUGGGCUCUGGUUAUUUGGACCUAGUACAUUGUACAUGUGGUACCCAGGGGGCCUUACUCAGGGAGCUAGCCUCCAAACUGGAACAGAAUUUGACAGUUCUACAUAUCAGCUCACCUUAUCGUCAGUAACUCUGAAGAAUUCUGGUCUGUAUGUAUUAGAAUCAAUGGUACCGAUCAAAACACGAGCAGAGAUUGCAUUAGAUGUUCAGGAACCUGUCAGUAAUACAACCGCAUUUGUAAGCAUGACAAACCUGGUGGAGUUUAACGACACCGUUACGCUCACGUGCUCCGCCAGCGGAACGCCACUGUGGUUUUCAUGGCACAACGGAAGCUCUACGGUCACACCGGGAGAGAGAGUCGAGCUCAGGAACGGUGGACGAGAGCUCUUCAUCAAUGGUGUAACACGCUACGACGAAGGACCAUUCAAGUGUCUUGUGAAAAACAACAUCAGCCAUGCAGAGACUAAUCAAAUGAAUCUAAACAUAAGCUAUGGGCCCGGUAACCUGGUAAUUACAGCCUCGUCAGAGAAAAUGGUAUACGUUUCUGGUUCGGACAUUUUUCUGUCAUGUUCUGCUGACUCCAAACCGACAGCUGCUUUCUACUGGAUGUACAACGGCAAUCGUCUGAAUGUCUAUGGUUCAAGUUAUAACCUCAGAAACACAACUCAGAACAUGAGGGGAGAGUACACCUGCGUUGGCAAAAAUCCAGUCACGCUCAGAUAUGCUGAAGUGACAAAAAUGAUUCAAAUAGUUGAUCCAAUAUCGGCAGUGACAGUACAUCCAGCAGGUUAUCCAGUAGAGGGCACGGCUUUUAAUCUAAGCUGUAAUGUUGUGGGGCCAGUGGACUCCAUUCAUUGGAUGAAGAAUGGCAAAUACCUGGACGAUGAUACCGAUGAUACGAUCACUUUCUUCAAUAACAACUCAAUCUUGAGCUUUUAUCAUCCCGAUCUUAGUGAUGACGGACUGUACCAGUGUGCUGCUAGUAAUGCUGUCAGCAACAUGACCAGCCAGACCUACGAUCUUAUGGUCAACUAUGGCCCAAACAACACAGAAGCCUCUGGUCCACAUAUAGCAGUAGUGGGAUCCAGCGUGACCUUCAGCUGCUCCUCUGUCUCUCGUCCUCAAAGUCAAUACAGUUGGUAUUUCAGUGGCUUAAAUGUGAAAAAUGGUUCAGUGUAUGUGACUGAACCUCUCUCGAAAACCAAUAGCGGAGAGUACACCUGCAUGGCCUUCAAUAGCAUUACAGGCAGAAGCAGCAUUGACUCAGUGACAUUAGCUGUGUAUGUUCCUGUCAGCAAUGUUACGGUGACUAGUAACAAUCAGCAACCAAUCUUCAAUCAGUCAUUCACACUAACCUGCACUGCCAAUGGAGAUGUUCAACACAUUCAGUGGAUGAAGAACGAGAAAAACCUGAACAGCGACAAUAUGAUCAAUUUCACCGAUAACCAGUCAGUUUUGUACAUCAACCCACUCACUCUAAGCGAUAAUGGGCUGUAUCAAUGUCUAGCUACUACUGCUGUCAACAACAUGACCAGUGUGACCUAUGACCUCAAGGUGUUCUAUGGUCCAUGGAACACAACCAUCUCUGGUCCACUUGUAGGAGCUGUAGGACAUAACGUGACCUUCAGCUGUUCUGCUGACUCUCACCCAACAAGUCGAUACAGUUGGUUUUUAAACAGCACAAAGUUGGGAGAGGGUCCAGAGUUAACUAAAGAUCUCUCACUGAAUAGUAGUGGACGCUACACCUGCAUGGCCUCCAAUGAAAUCACUGGCAGGAGCAGCAAUGCAUCACUGGUUUCUGUCUAAAUUUCAGAUCCAAUCAGCAAUGUGAUUGUAAAUGCAGGCAAUCAGCAGCCAGUAUUCAAUCAGUCAUUUACAUUGACCUGCACUGCCACUGGAGAUGUUGAACACAUUCAGUGGAAGAAGAACGGCAUGUUCUAUCCUCACAAUGGAAUCACUUUCUCCAAUGGCAACUCGACCUUGAGUUUCCAAAGUCUAAAUGUCAGUGAUGACGGACAUUAUCAGUGUGAAGCAAGUAACGCUGUCAGCCACAUGACUAGCCCUGCCUAUGAACUGAUGGUCAACCAUGGUCCAUGGAACACGACAGUUGUUGGCCCAAGUAUUGCAGAGACGGGGUCCAAUGUGACUUUCAACUGUUCUGCAAUCUCUCGUCCUCGUAGUCAGUAUAGUUGGUUCUAUAACAAUUCGAAGGUGGGAGAUGGUCCAGUGUAUGUGAAAGCAGAUCUCUCGCUAGCCAAUAGUGGACACUACACCUGCACAGCCUCCAAUAACAUCACAAGCAGCAGCAGCAGCGCAUCACUCGAGUUAACUGUAAUUGAGGCCAUCGUGACAGUGGACGUGACCCCCGAUCGUUCUGUUCCUCUGGCUUCCCAAAGCCUGAAGCUCACCUGUAGUGUGAAGGGACACUACAACAGACUCCAGUGGCUUAAAAACAACCAGAAUUUCCUGCCAUCAGACAGAGUUACAUUUUCAGCAGAUAACACCACUGUGACCUUCAAAGCCUUGCAGACUGCUGAUGACGGGAGAUACCAGUGCGUAGCUUCGAACGCAGUGAACCAGCACACCAGUCAACCAUACGAUCUUGCGGUCAUCUUUGGACCACAGAGUGUGCAGAUCAUUGUACGCCCUGGGAUUCCCCCCGUCCUGACAUGUCUGGCAGUGUCUCAGCCGCCAGCUGUGUAUCACUGGAUCCUCGAAAACAACACAGUAGUAGGAAAUUAUUCCUCCAUAGUACUUCCCAUAAGCUCUAUUUUGGGCAGCAAUUACACCUGUGUGGCCAAAAACCCUUUGACCAAUGUGACGGUCUACACCAGCCAAGUUGUCAAUCACCCCAACGCUGCUGUCAGUGUCCAGGCGAGUGUGAUGGUGACGGCUCUGCUCGUUCUGCUGAUCCCUGUGCUGGAUGAAUGGCUCUAAUACUGAUAUUGCUGUAAACAUGCCAUCUGUCUUUGAGGCCUGUAUGUGGAUUGAAUGAGGCUUGUGGGUACAUUUAUCACUUAAAAACAGCAAGAAAAAACCCGCACUGGCAAGAUCAUUCAGCCCAGAUUAGUUGAACUGCUUCUUAAUUUUAAAACAUAUUUAAACAUCAUGUAAAGACAAGUAUGAGCAUUUAUUAACCAAACACUCUUUUGGCAAGUGCAAAGUAAAAUAAAACAAAAAAACAUUUUAACAGUCAUACAUUUUAAUUAAUCCUACUACAUUAUUUGCCUAUAUAUUUAUUUUCUAAACACUGUAUCUUUGAUAUAUUUAUUACUAUCAUUAAUUGGACAGUAAUUUUAGACAUGAAUGCUAUACUGUAAUUAAAUCUGCUGAAAUUAAUAAAGGCUGGCUUAUUUUCUAA
Molecule: messenger RNA, 3603 nt
Organism: Onychostoma macrolepis
Lineage: Eukaryota; Metazoa; Chordata; Actinopteri; Cypriniformes; Cyprinidae
Gene: ceacam1
Product: CEA cell adhesion molecule 1
Source: RefSeq, a predicted model, not a curated record